Molecule: messenger RNA, 725 nt
Organism: Schistosoma turkestanicum
Lineage: Eukaryota; Metazoa; Platyhelminthes; Trematoda; Strigeidida; Schistosomatidae
Source: the annotation of a GenBank genome assembly
UUAUAAUAUCAUUAAUCAAUCUCCUUCAAAGUUCGACAACACAAUCAUCAAGUCCACAAUACCACAACCACCACCACCACCACCAUCACUACCGACAACAACAACAACUCUAUUAAACAAACAAUCCAAUCUCAUUUCAACUACUUCCAAUCAAUCAAUUCCAAAGUCACUAUUAAUUAUACCAAGUCAAACACAAUUUAAUCAUCGUAUUCAAUUGUGUUUAGAUGCAAUAAGUGGUAUGAAAUUAUCAAUGAUGCAGAAUUUAAGUACAACAAUUCAUGCACGAUUACAUUGUUUAUUAUUAAUCCCAUGUGGUGAACAGAAUCAUGCUCAUUUCACAAGCAAUCAAUUAUUAUUAUAUUAUACCCAUGUGAUUAAAUCCAUCAACAGUUCACCACCUGUUUAUAAUUCUAGUUAUGCUAUGGAAUUAAAUUGUAAAUUAGAUGUACAGCUGCCGACAUCAUGGCUUAUUGCCUGUCAACAAUCGAAUUAUCAAUCGAAUUUAAUUAAUAAUCAAAAUAAUAAUCAAAAUAAUAAUGACAAUGUAGUAAAUAAUUAUGAAAUUACUUUAUUUGAAGCUAUUUUAAAUGGUGAUGAAUGUCAUAUGGAACAAUAUGCUAGACCAAUCACUAAACCAUGUUUAAUGAUACAAGUUGAUCUAUGGUUACAGAAUAAUAUGUCAAAAAGAUUUAAUGAUUUGAACCAUGCGAAUAUAAAAUAUUGGG